This is a messenger RNA of Siniperca chuatsi (mandarin fish), 7342 nucleotides long. It is a transcript of the gene ddhd1b, whose product is annotated as DDHD domain containing 1b. Gene Ontology annotation, cellular component: cytoplasm. NCBI's taxonomy places the organism in Eukaryota, Metazoa, Chordata, Actinopteri, Centrarchiformes, Sinipercidae. The transcript is spliced from 13 exons. Bases 338 to 2941 code for a protein of 867 amino acids. The record is from RefSeq and is a predicted model, not a curated record. Gene Ontology annotation, molecular function: metal ion binding; glycerophospholipase activity.
GUCAGAACAGGAAGUUACAUGUUGCCGUAGUUAACCUGGCUUUACGGAGCGACUGAGAUUACCAUUUUAGCUAGUACCGUUCAUCGACUAUUCCUUUCUCACGAAACACGGGAAUAUGAACGGGAGAGUGUGCCGUUUAAACAGUCCGGGAAACCGGUUUGCAAUCUGCGGAAUCUACAAUGUCAGGAACUAACGCUGCUGUCGGGCUCAGAACGGUUCGGCACACAGAUGUUAGCCGCUGGGGAGAGGGAGCCCGUUAAUCCGGUGUCAUAGUCUGGCGGCGCUGGCCCUGUGGAUGCUUUAUUAGACUGCUGGGUGGAAACGCUGCGGCCGCACCAUGAGCAGUAUGAAGGACAAAGCCACGGUCCGCCAGCAGAGCUCGGAGAAUAACUCUGUCAGCAGUAGUGAAUGGGAUAUGGCCAAUGAUGUGUUUGUGUCCGGCUACGACGACAGUCCGAUGGGAGAUAGUGGCGCCGCUGGGGACGGGGACCCGGCGCAGCCCGGCUUGGACAGACACCUGCCGCUGUUACGGGGGGACUCGCGCCGCUUAUCUCAGGAUGGCAUGAUGCUGGGCCUGGCUGGGGAGGAAUAUACGGGCUCACCGUAUCUUUCCAUCGAGCCAAACUACACCGAAAGUGACGGGAAUGUCACGACCAAGAAGCGCAUACGGUCCAACAGCUCCAGGCACCGCGGUGAGGUCGUCACGGAGCUGGGACCAGAGGAGGUCCGCUGGUUUUACAAAGAGGACAAGCGGACGUGGAAACCAUUCGUCGGACACGACUCUUUAAAGAUCGAGAUCGUCUAUCGGAGAUUCUGUGAGCAGAACCCUGACAAGGUCAAACACCCGGUGGAUCCCGCCGAGGCCGAGGGGAGGGAGGCGGCCAGGUCCGGCGAGAUCCAGCCGGAGAGCGCGGCGCUGGACAGUGGAAGCGCCCGGGCGGAGUCCGCGGUGCAGCGGGGCGGAGGGCAGCGGCGCUCGGUGUCAGAGGACACGAAGGAGCCGGACGACAUCAGCGCCAGCGUGGAGGCAGUGUGUGUCAGAGGGGGGCUCUAUGAAGUGGACAUCAGGGAGAAGGAGUGCUACCCUGUUUACUGGAACCAGCAAGACCGUAUUCCUGUGAUGAGGGGUCAGUGGUUCAUUGACGGAACGUGGCUUCCCCUGGAGGAGGACGAGAGUGACCUCAUCGAAAUGGAGCACCUCGCCUGUUUCCGGGGGCAACAGAUGAGGGACACCUAUGAGAUGGAGGUCGUGACCACCACAGUGGACAGCAAGGAUGCCAUCCACAGUCUGAAGCUGAGCAGGACUCAUGUGGACUGGCACAGUGUGGACGAGGUGUACCUGUACAGCGACGCCACCACCUCCAAGAUCGCACGCACCGUCACUCAGAAACUGGGCUUCUCUAAAGCCUCCAGCAGCGGGACACGUCUCCAUCGGGGAUACGUGGAGGAGGCAGCGCCUGAGGACACCCCACCUGAAACCACGCACAUCGUCUUUGUGGUGCAUGGCAUCGGCCAGAAGAUGGACCAGGGCCGCAUCAUCAGGAACACCAGCAUGAUGAGAGACGCAGCCAGAAAGAUGGAGGAGAAGCAUUUCUCUGAUCGCACCACAGAGCAUGUGGAGUUCCUUCCUGUGGAGUGGAGGUCGAAACUGGCUCUGGAUGGAGACACAGUGGACUCCAUCACCCCAGACAAAGUGCGAGGUCUCAGAGACAUGCUGAACAGCAGCGCCAUGGACAUCAUGUACUACACCAGCCCUCUGUACAGAGACGAGAUUACCAGGGGUUUGACUCUGGAGCUGAAUCGUCUGUACUCACUCUUCUGCUCGCGGAAUCCAGACUUUGAGAAAAACGGGAAGGUGUCCAUAGUGUCACACUCGCUGGGCUGCGUCAUCACCUUCGACAUCAUGACAGGCUGGGACCCCGUGCGCUUUCAUCAUCAGGAGGCACCAGACCCGGAGGAGACAAAGGUCCGCUGGCCGAGUGACGAGGAGCGCCACCUUCAGGAGCAGCUGAGACUCACACGCCUCAGGUUGAGGGACUUGGAGGAUCAGUUCCAGGGUCUGCAGACCUCGUCUUGUGUUGCAGUUCCAGCCUUGAAAUUCAAGGUAGAAAAUUUCUUCUGCAUGGGCUCACCUCUGGCAGUUUUCUUGGCGUUGCGAGGGAUCCGACCUGGAAGCAACGGUGUGCAGGACCACAUCCUCCCCACAUCUAUCUGCAAACGGCUCUUCAACAUAUUCCAUCCCACAGACCCCGUGGCAUACAGACUGGAGCCUCUUAUCUUAAAGCACUACAGUAACAUUGCACCUGUUCAAAUCCACUGGUAUAACACCACCAGCCCGACACCGUACGAUCAGAUCCGGCCCACUCUGCUCAACCUACCGAAGGAUACCGCCUCUGUCUCAGACUCAGAGAGCAUCCCCAGCCCCUGCACCUCCCCGCCACAGGCACGACGGCACUACGGAGAGUCCAUCACCAGCCUGGGCAAGGCCAGCAUCAUGGGUGCUGCGAGUCUUGGAAAGGGAAUUGGAGGAAUCCUGUUUUCCCGCUUUUCCCGUUCCAGUGGCCAGGUGGGCGGAGCGGAGGAGGAGCCGUCAGAUUCUGAAGGUGGAGUCUCUGAAGUGGAAAACGUGGCAUCAGGAGAGGAAGGAGCAACUGUGGCAGAGAGCGAAGAGAAGGACAAACAAAUAGAGGAGGAGAGGAGGGAGGUGGAGCCUGCCAUGUCCCAGUCCACCUCAGCCGUCAUGGACAGCACCUCGUUGGAACUGGAGAGACGCAUCGACUUUGAGCUGCGGGAGGGCUUGGUGGAGAGCCGCUAUUGGUCAGCCGUGACUUCACACACGGCCUAUUGGUGCUCUUAUGAUGUGGCUCUGUUCCUCCUUACCUUCAUGUACAGACCACAAGAGCCACCCGAACCUGCAGAAGACGUCCCAGACACCUCGUAACAUAAGUGCAAACUGACACAUGGAGCCAUCACGGCUGGGGUCACUUCACUUUCUAUUCACGCCUUUUGAAAUACAAACUGAAAUCCCAAAUUAUGGAACAUAAUGAAAGAGACUUAAUCUUCUAAUGUCUUAAUUCAGAUAACAAUUCUCUGCUUCACACAAUUUUGGAAACGUGAAAUAUUGGAAGACAUUCUUAUUUUAAAUAGUUUAUAUUUUGUUUGAUCAAAUAAUGAUUGAUGCAACUUAAUUACUUGUUACUAUUAGUUUAUUUGAUUGGAAGAAGGUUUGAAAAACACGACUUAGUGUCUAAAGCCCUGCUAGCGACCUGGAGUCUGCAUUGUUCAUUAACCCCACAACACUGUUAAUGUUUUCAAACUUAUGAAAAUAGUAUUUUUUUAUUUGAAUUUGUCACACAAAUGGCAAAUAAAAUUUCAGUUUGAUUGAAAGAUUUCAUUUUGAAAUUGUCGGUCCUUGACUUCCAUAUGCGCUAGCAGAGCAAACUAAAAUGCCUGUUAUAACUGAAUGAACUGAAAAUGAAUUGACCCAACACAGAUAGGCGCACACAAGUCUGUUUUCCACAUGACAUCUAAAUUCCUCCCAGUUUACGCACUCAAACCUCGCUGUGACCUUUGCCCCAGACUGAGUGGACAUACACUGGACCCAGACCCAGACCCAGCCCUCAGUUAGGUGCUUAUGCUCAAACCCUGCCCUCUGUUUCCUGGUCUUCUCUUAACAACAACAGCUAUUUCCUGUGUGAAGCACCCCACUGGGUUCGGCAGCGACAUCCUGCUGAAGGUUACUUGACUGACCACGAAGCUCUGUUGGUCCGUGACUGUCGAUGUGCUGUUGAAACUGUAGCCAUCGAGAAAGCCCCAGUGCUUGUUCCAGGUCUAACCAGGUCUAACCAUGAGAAAUAUGUUCAAUAAUUUCUCAGAAUCUUGUGAGUUCUCAGAUGAAAACAUACAAACCACAAAUAAUCAUGGUAGGUCAUAUUAUAGAGAAGGCUAAAGGGCAUUCUUUUCCAAUGCAAUGCACUACAUAGACACUGAAUCUUAAAACCUGAAUACUUUACAGAUAAUUAGAAACAGUCAGUAUCUGAGUUAAAGCAGCAUUAAGGGAUUUUUGACCACUGACGGGCAGAAAGACUCCAGAGCAAACUCCCUGCAAUAGAGCCUUGCUUUCAAUCCAAAACACACACAACGAGUCCAAGAACAUACGCUGGGAACAAAGGCCGGGACGCUUGACACCAGGUACAAAGACGAGUUUGAGUACAAACGCUCAGGUAGGGGAGACAACGAGACACAGGUGAAACCAAUAAGGGCAAGCAAUCAAAGACAGGAAGCAAAACUACAAGAUACAUAAGGGAGGAUAUUUCAAAAUAAAACAGGAAACAUUGAUAGAAAACAUGAAACUGAGGAAAACCAAAAGUAAGAGGCAGAUGCUCGAAGUACACGCAGUCCCCAUUUUGAAUUAUUCCAAUGCCGCUCGAAAAGAUUUCUACCUUCAGGGUGUCCAGGGAAGACAUCUUUUUAGGGCAAACUGUGCUCACUCAGUGCAUUUACAUGCACUGAAGUAACCAGGUUGCAUUCGGUUUUCUUUUUGAUAUUUCUAUUAUAUUAAAUGUCAUGUAAACCAGAAACGUGGUGUUCUGUAAUCAGAGAAUAUGGGAGGCCAAACAAUUCAAUAGCCUGGUCAAGAUAGACACCAGCUAUCCAGCUGCCCUGCGCUAAGCGUACAGCUCUCCCAUCGGACGUAGCGUGCGACCCAACUGGGCAGCGCAGCGCUGUCCAGUUGGACGUAGCGCACCUUUGUUCCCACACACAUAUGGAUAUGUUGAAAAAUAAUAUCACAUAUCUUAGCAACACAUCUUUGAUAUAUGUUUUGUACAUUUUGUGUGCAGGAGUGGAAACAAGUAACUAAGUACUUUUGCUACUGUUAAGUACUUGCAUCAUUAGUAUAUCCUACUUUUUUGUUUUUAUAUUUUCACUCCACAACAUUUCAAAGCCAAUAUCCUACUUUUAUACUCCACCGCAUUUACCUAUAACUCUUACUACUUACCUUUGAGAAACGUUUGCAUACAAAACAUGCAAUCUUUGCAUGUAAGGGACUGACCCAGAGUAAAGAGGAAUCCAUCAGGUUAACCACAACUGGAACACAAACCUUGUUAUCUUAACAUGUAGAGGUUAAUGCAUCAAUGAUGGAAUGCUUCUACCUUAAUAUAAGGACAUGAUGUUGAAAAGUGCAAUGUGACCUGAAGAAAACAUCUGAAUAUGUAAUCGCAGGCAAAUAUUCCAGGAUCUCACUAAUAGAUUAUAGGUUAGAGUUAACCUUCAUACAGGUUAGUUUGGGAUUGCAGUUCACUAGUAGCUAGCAAAGUUACUAGUUAAUGCAAAAAGGUAAUCUGAUUACUGUAACUUGUUACUUGGUACCUAGUUACCCCCAGCACCGUGGAUAACGAUCAAUCUGUUCAAGUGAGUGAAGUUGUGUGCAGUCUGAGCUAUCCAGCUGGGUAGCGUGCGAUGUAGAAAUGGUCCGUGCGCGCAACCCAUCCGAAUGAAUCGUGCAGCUGUACAAUUGGACAGCGCAUGAUUUCCUCUGGUUGGCGCAGCUGGACUGGAUAGCGCAGGACAGCUGGAUAGGUGGUGUCUGUCUUUGCCAGGCUAUUGAAUUGUUUGGCCUCGUAACUGGCUUUCUAACCGGCUUUUUAGAGACUUCAGACAAGAAAACUGGAUGAGAGUUCAAGUAGCAAUGCAUCCUUUUAUUUAAAAUAAUUCAUUGUGAAGCACUUUGAGUAGUCGCAAGACUAGAAAGGCGCUAUACAAGUAAAGUCCAUUUACCAAUGAAACUGAAACUAACAAAAAGGGCUCUAUUUUCAUGAACCAACAGUGCGGCGCGACUCUCAGUCAAGUCCCCUGCCCAGUAUGUACAUAUAUGCCAAACACGCUCAUCUGGCGCACUUGGAUAUGGGGUGGGACCAGAAAGAAUCCAUUAUCAUACAUUAUAGGUGGGUGUGUUAGAGGCUAUGACAAUUAUGGCCAGUCACAUUCACUACUCUCAUCCUGUGUAAACACAGGGCUCUCCCCGUCAUAACACACUGACAGUUGGAAUCCUGUGGAGAGUUUUCCUCAGAGGAAACGUAUUGCUUCACAAAUGAAUACAGCAGCUCAAAUAAUCAGCCACGAGCAGAUGGUGUCUCUUUCAAAGUUUAAUUCAUUUUUCUGGACAUGUUGAAGAUCUGAUGGUCAACAAGUUUUCUGUGCUUAACAGAGCGCAAUUUCAUUUGUCAUCACAGUGAUUCACAAAAUAAUCAUCUGCAGUUAAGUCUGGUGCUUGUUGCACAAAAUCUAACCAGCAGAUCUGCUGUGAGUAAUAGAGGCUUGAUAGUGCACAUCACUCCAAUUAGAGACCGCAGAUGGAACAGAUACCCGCCACCUUCAGAUAGCUGUAAAGAGAGUCUGCAGUGUAGGGCUGUCACCAUAUCAGAUUUUCCCUACACGAUUAUCGUGGCCAAAAGAAUUUACGACAACAAUAUUAUUGCGAUAUUUAUGGAAAAUUUUAAAUACAAGUUAGCUAGCUAAAAACUACCUAAAAUCUAGCUAGUUACAGUCUUCUUCUCUUUUAUGUUUAUGGCAGGUGGCAACCAGCGUUAAGCUGCAUUACUGCCACCUACUGUGACAAAGCGAGAAAGAAACAAAUGAUUCAAGAGGCGCUGGAUUAUUUACAUUAUAUUAUCGUAUGUGUAUUAAUGUACUUUGUAUUUAAACGCGUUUACCUGCGUAGCCUAACCUGGUUUCUCUGAGUAACUCGGUUAAUUGAGUGCAUGUAAACAUAAUGAGUAGUGCUUCAUGUUGUGGCUAUAUGAGCAGACCAGGACUUCCCAGAAUUAGCAUUAUAAGCUACAAGACCAUUGCAGCUUUGCUUCUGUAGGAGUCGCUUUAGAAAGGGAGCACUUCAUGGCCAGUAUGGACAGGAGGAAUUAUUACAGCAAAACAAUCACAACCUAUCCUUUAAUAUGAAAAAAUCUCUUAAUGGAGACUGCUUUAACUCUAUUCUCAUAUCAGCCCAUGUGUGGUAUCGUCAUGUUUACCUCGACCGAACUGUUGAAGUACAUAACACUGACGUUUAGGUGAUAAAAAAUUGGUGGCCAAAUAUUUGUGAGUUGCCAACAGACUAGUUGUUCUUGUAGCUGUUACUGCUCUUACUUAUUGCAAGAUGAUGGCAUGAUGCUGACUGUAAUCUCAGUCCACACUACUACUACUACUACACUAAAAUAGCAUACUGCACAUUAUUUGACAUUUUACUGAACUUUGUACUGAGGCAACUUGCCAAAUUAUCAGUCAUGUGUCAGACCAGUCAAACAGUGGGAACCAAAUAGUUCAAUAAAGCAACAGUUUCAAAGUA